Electrophorus electricus (electric eel) is the source of this 3176-nucleotide messenger RNA. The record is from RefSeq and is a predicted model, not a curated record. Lineage: Eukaryota; Metazoa; Chordata; Actinopteri; Gymnotiformes; Gymnotidae.
AGAACCCACAGUAAGCGUUUGGCUACGAGGGAGACGCUGCACCUUCUGAAGACCAGUGGGGUGCAUACUGUACUGUUUGGUUUAACGCGACAUUUUUGGGUGCAGGACAUUAUGGACACAGACGAGGAAGGGGAGGACGACUGCGACAUCAGCGCAGACUUGCUGGAUGCGUCAGUCCGUCAGCACUGGUAAACGCGCGGAGGUCGAGCGCGAUGUCGCGGAGGAAGACUCGAGCGCUUCGCGUUUGCUGUGUCGUUUCAGCGUGCGCGAGCAGGCGUGCGGGCGGCGCGCGCGACAGAGUGAUCCUUCACUUUGACCUGGACUGCUACUACGCUCAGGUGGAGAUGAUCCGGAACCCAGCCCUGCGGACCAAACCUUUAGGAGUCCAGCAGAAGUACAUUAUUGUUACCUGUAACUACCUGGCCAGAGAGCUUGGCGUCACUAAGCUGAUGUCGCUGAAGGAGGCUCUGGAGAGAUGUCCUCAGCUGGUGAUCGUUAAGGGAGAGGACCUCACCUGCUACAGGGAGAUGUCGUACAGGGUCACAGAGCUGCUCAUGUCAUACUGUCCCCUAGUGGAGCGGCUGGGCUUUGACGAGAACUUUGUAGAUGCUACAGAGCUGGUGGAGAACAGGCUCAAAGACACAGACAUCUCCAGUCUUUCCUUUGUGGGUCACAUCUACAAGCACGAUGCCUUAGCGGUGGACGUGCAGGAGCACGCCCGGCUGGCUCUGGGCUCCAUCAUAGCAGCUGAAAUGCGGGAGGCGCUGUGGAGCAGACUGGGUCUCACCUCCUGUGCUGGGAUCGCUAGCAGCAAGCUAAUGGCCAAGCUGGUAUCGGGCACAUUCAAGCCCAACCAGCAGACGGCGCUGUUGCCCCAGAGCACCGCUGAACUGAUGGGCAGCCUGGCUGGACCCUGCAAAGUGCCUGGGAUUGGCUACAGGACGGGUGAGUACACUGUAGUUAGCGCUGUGACUGUGUUAGGGAUUGGCUACAGGACGGGUGAGUACGCUGUAGUUAGCGCUGUGACUGUGUUAGGGAUUGGCUACAGGACGGGUGAGUACGCUGUAGUUAGCGCUGUGACUGUGUUAGGGAUUGGCUACAGGACGGGUGAGUACGCUGUAGUUAGCGCUGUGACUGUGUUAGGGAUUGGCUACAGGACGGGUGAGUACGCUGUAGUUAGCGCUGUGACUAUGUUGGGGAUUGGCUACAGGACGGGUGAGUACGCUGUAGUUAGCGCUGUGACUGUGUUAGGGAUUGGCUACAGGACGGGUGAGUACGCUGUAGUUAGCGCUGUGACUGUGUCAGGGGUCGGUUACAGGACGGGUAAGUACGCUGUAGUUAGCGCUGUGACUGUGUUAGGGAUUGGCUACAGGACGGGUGAGAAGCUGAAGGCCCUGGGUGUGCUGAGUGUCCGAGCCCUGCAGGUGGCGCCGCUGUUUGAACUGGCGUCUGAGUUCGGGGAAGCCACGGCUAAACGCAUCCAGAACCUGGCCUACGGCAUUGACCCUUCACCUGUGACCCCUGCAGGUCCUCCACAGUCGCUAAGCGACGAGGACUCCUUCCGGAAGAUCUCCACGGUGAUGGAAGUGGAGGGCAAAGUGCGAGAGCUGCUCAGCUGCCUGAUGGAGAGGAUGCGAAAGGAUGGUAGGCUGCCUCAGACGCUGAGACUCACCCUCAGACGAAGCACCGCACUGAAUCGCUGGUUCUGUCGAGAGAGCAGACAGUGUCCCAUACCUCACCACACCGCACACAGAGUUGUAACUGGGUGCAGUGACGCAGUGCCUCAGCUAGUUUCCAUAGCGAUGAAGCUCUUCCACAGACUGGUGGAUGUGGGGGAGGGGUUCCACCUGACCCUGCUGAAUGUGUGUUUCACUAACCUACAAGCCAAGGGAUCUGAUAGGAACUCCAUCAGCUCCUACCUCACACACACACCACCCACAGCAGCACACACUUCUACACAGGGGCAGGACAUGGUUGGGGGUUUGAGUCCUAAUGGUCCCUCAAGCCGCACCCAGACUAGAACUGUGGCGGGGGUAAAGGACACACACAAGCGUAAGGAACUCUUCCCACACACAGCCCUGUCUUCAUCAUUCUCCUCACCACCAUCAUCAUCAUCAGAACCAUUAGGCCAGAAGUCGCUGCCCCAAGCAGUCCAGGCCCAUACGCCCGUACCUCCCUGGCGACCAAUUCUGGAACAUUCUGAUGAGAAGAGAGUGGACCCUGGAGAUUCCAGAAGAGCCAGUGUUCUAGAAGAGAGGAAAGGUCCGGACCUCCCUCCCCACGUUGACCCAGAUGUGUUUGGAGCGCUUCCAGAACAUAUACAGAUGGAGCUGCUGGCCAGUUUCCAGACUGGAGGUUCGGUUCCAGAAGAUUCUACAGAAGCACAGGGUUCCGCCCACACCUCGCGCUUUGCAGAGCAGCUCACAGUGCACCCAAACCGAGAAGGAGGCUCACGACACAGGGAAUCCAGUGUGAGUCAUAGCAACCAUAGCAUGGCGCAUAACGAUGACUUCAGCACCGAGCAUGCCCAAAACGAGGAGCUCUGUAGGGAAGGUCAGAGGUCAGAGGAGAGGCAUGCCAUGGAGGAUGCAGCUGGUGUCCCUGUGGCUCAGACAAGCCACCCUGACAUCCCUCCCAAUGUGGAUCCCUGUGUGUUCUCUCAGCUUCCACCAGACAUGCAGGCUGAGCUGCUGGCAGACUGGAAACAACGCAGACCCACGCUCAAAGUCCCCUCCAAACUCGCAACCAAACACUCGGCAGCGCGAGCGGGCAAACCUGCUGCCAAGGGCUCUCAGAGCAACAGUCUGCUGAAAUAUUUCAAACCCAGCUGACAAGGAGCCGAACCAGGGCUACCCCCUCGUGUCUGGCUGGAGCUUGCUGCCCGCUGUCUCAGCUCAACAGGAUUUUAAAAGUGCCUGUGCUUUACUGUCCACCGAACAUGUUCCCUGUAUCUCUGUUCCGUUCUCGGGAAUCGGGCCGAGCUUGGUUCGCAGUUAUUUGAGAGAGCUAAUGAACGGGAAAGGGUUACUACAUAUACCAGAACAUUUCAAAUAGCCUAACACUGAGUGUUGAGUGUAAAAUACUUCGGAGUUGUACUUUUAUAAAUAAUUGGUGUUCGGAAUAACAGACAUGUCCUGUCUUUGUUAAUAAAACAAACGUGCCUUUUGAAAAAUUCA